UCUAUUCGAAAUUUUUAUAAACGAAAAUGCUAAUUUGAAAUUUUUUUUUUAAAAAAUUAAAAUUUUAUUUAUCUAAUUUUUUUUUAGUGCUUUUGAUAUUAUUUUUAUAAAUUUAAACUAAUUUUUAUGAGAUGGGUCUAUUUAGUGCCGUUUUAGAUUUUAGUAGCUAUUAAGAUCUUAAAAAGUUGUUCAUUUCGCAAAAAAAUAAAAAAAAUAAUAUUAGUUUCAAUUUUAUCUAAAAAUUAUGGGAAAUCAACCAACUAGGCAAAUAUCUAAUCAAACUGGAAAACAAAAAAAAUAUGUUCAUUGGAAAUCUGCAGAGGUUCCUUCAGCGCCGGGUAGGCCAAUAUUGAUUCCAGUUUCAGAACAACAACCAGAUGCCAUAACUUUACAAUGGGAUAAAUCUCAGUCAGAUGGAGGAUCUCCUAUUCUGGGAUAUGUAGUAGAACAUCGUCGUGUUGGGGCAACAAAUUGGACACGUUCCAUUCCAAUACUUAUUGUAAAAACAGAAGCUGCAAUAGUUGGUUUAGAACCAGGUUGGAAAUAUCAAUUUCGUAUAAUUGCCGAAAAUGUAGUUGGACGUUCACAGCCAAGUAUUUUAUCAGAUCCUUUUCCAAUAUCAUUGCAAAUACGUAAUACAAAUACUCUACCAAAGUUCAUAAACGAAUUAAAGGAUACAAAUUCUAUAGAAAAUGAACGACUUGAAAUGAAAGUUCGGGUUUUUGGAAAUCCACAACCAGAAAUAAGUUGGUUUAAAGAUGGCUUCGAAAUUUUUAGUAGCCGGAGAAUAAAAAUUUUAAAUGAAAAUGAUUUCAGUUCGCUAAUUAUUCAUCAGGUAGCUUUGACUGAUGAAGGAGAAAUAAAAUGUACCGCAACAAAUAGAGCUGGACAUGUCGCAACAAAAGCAAAAUUAAUUGUAGAAGCUCCCCCUAAAAUUCGUUUACCAAGAAACUAUGAAGAUGGUUUAAUAAUAGAAGAAGAUGAUACAUUAAAGUUGAAAGCUGGCAUAGCUGGGCAACCUUUCCCUGCCGUAAUAUGGUCCAGGGAAGGAAAAGUAAUUUCGAAUGGAAACAAAUUCGAAAUAUCAAUUACUGAUAAACAUACUCUUCUUAAAAUUGGUAAAGUGAAAAGAAUUGAUCGGGGGGAAUAUAGUAUACGUGCUAUAAAUAAGUUAGGGGAAGAUAUAGCUUCAUUUUUAGUAACUGUAACUGCUAAACCUAGAUCUCCUGGAAAAGUUAAAAUAAUGCAGUCAAAUGAUACUUCAGUCACCUUAGCGUGGACUGAACCAGAAGAUGACGGUGGUUGCAAAAUAGGUUCUUAUAUUGUUGAAUAUUUUCGUAUUGGGUGGGAUGUGUGGUUGAAAGCCACAACAACACGUCGUUUACAAACAACUCUAAAUGAUUUAAUCGAAGGAUCGGAAUAUAAGUUUCGUGUCAAAGCAGAAAAUCCUUAUGGCGUUAGUGAGCCAAGUCCUGAAUCAGAUAUCUUAUACAUCAAGAAUCUAUCAACACAACAAGGGACAAAAGAAACUCCAAACACCAAUUCAGAAAAUAUGAAAUUAAUUCCACCGCCAAAAGCAAGUAGAAAAGCAACUGAACAAUCUAAAAGCCCAGUGAGAACAACUUCUCCUUCAAUAAAACACAAAAGGCCUGAGAUAUUUGAAAGUGAACAGCUUAAUAUGGAAAUGUCUUAUGGUGCUCCUGCUAAUGCGAUUGAAAACUCUAGCUUAACGACAUCCAAAGUUACGAAAUCUAAAGAAGAUCGAGCAACAUCCCCAAAACCGAUGUCUAUUCUAAAACAGCGUAGCCCUAUUCCAACUCCAAGAAAGAAUAAUAAUAAUUUAACUUUGGAAAUGGACAAAAAUCUUAGUUCUGAGAAGUUACAGCGUAGUCCAAGUCCUAAAAUUGAAAUUACAGUUCCUGAUGAAAAACAAGAUGCAUCAGAGCAAAAUUUACUUCAAACGGCAAAAUCACAAGAGAAACAAAUCUCACUUGACACUGUUCAAAAAGAAAAUUUAAUAUCUUUAAAUAUUAGGCGCAGCAUUAGUCCUAAAAAACCUUCUGAAAGCCAGCAUGGAAAGGUUAGUCCAUCAUUUUUAUCAGAAACGGAUCAAAAAAUUGCAGAGCGUCUUAUGAUUGAGCGUGAAAAGGAACUCGAAAAGGAACGUGAAAAAGAGAUGAAAUCUUAUAAAUACAAGAAGUUGUCUCCUGAUAUAGCUUUGAAACAAAACGGUAAUGUUCUUCAAAAAACUGAGUCAGAAGUUGUUAUGAAAAAAUCUUUCGAUUAUUUAUUUAAUAAAAUGAAUAAUAUAGAAGAAAACAAUCAAAGUGUGGAAAAAAAUGAAACAGAAAGGUAUGAAAAGACGGAACAAUUGACGCAAAUAUUACACGAACCUAUUAAAACUGACUUGCAUGAUCAACAACUAUCUUCUGAUGCAGAAGGAAAGCACAAGGACGAAGUGCAUACUAGCAAUGAGUACAUGCUUGUAUUUUAUCCAGAUGGCAGAAACAAGGAAAUAGAAGAGCCAGAAUCAAGAAACUAUUAUGCUGCGGAUAACCAAGGACCACCAGUUUUAUCAUAUUCAUUUCCAAAUUUAUCUACUUUAGAUGAAUUUUCUUUUCAAGCGAAUAUUCGGCGCUCUGCAAGUUCAACGGAAUUAUUAUAUGAAAAAGCAAUGGCAAGAUUCUAUGAAGCCGUAGAAAUGGAAGAAGAAAGGAAAGAGAAAAAGAAAGCAACUCACUUAGGUGAACAUUUAACAGCACAGAAAAAUACUCUUCAAAACUUAGAUUCAAUAGCUGAAUCACAAGAAAUUUCAAACUAUAAUCAAGAGCGCAAGCAAGAAAUUGUGGAUGAUUCUAAAGUUUUACAAGAAAAUAAUAAUUAUUUAGCUCAAGAUAUAUUUGAACAAUAUAAAAAUUCGAUUAAUGUAUCGGAAAAUCGAAAUACUGUGGAAUCUACUCAACCUCAAAAAGAAAUAGAACAUAUUCCACCUCCUAUGGUUAGUCCAGUUAAUAGACGUGACUUAACUGAAAUGGUUGAAAAUCAACAUGUUAUGAGUCCUGUUAAUAAUAGACAAUUAAGACAGUAUGAAGAUUCUAUGGAUCUUGUUGAUGAAGAUAAUUUGGAAGCUUAUGAUAACUCAUAUAAACACUUUUCAGAUGCAGAAGUUAGAGAAAAUACUCUUAAAAACUCUCUUUUUGACGAUGAAAAAGAUCUGGGUUUAGAAUAUGGGUCAGAUUACACUGACAGCACAGCUUCGGAAUCGGAAAGUUCUAUGGAAUAUUUUAAACGAGAAGUAAUUACGCGAUCAAGUUCAGGUGGAAUUGGUAGAAAAAAGGUUACACUUUCACCAGUGCGGUAUGAAUCAUCCGAAGAUGAUACAUUUAGUCAUAAAUCCAAUUUAACAUCUGUUCCAGCACCAAAAUCUAUCUUGAAAAAACCUCAAAGUAAUGAAAACGUUGUUAAUCCUGUACUGAAAACUAAUGUUAGGCCUCUCUCUGACUUUAAUACGAAUGAAGAGCCUCAAAUUGUUACAGAGCCAAAACAAAAUAUGGUUUUGAAUUUAAAUUUUGUAAAUGUUGACUCAACCGCUCAUAUAAUAACCAACACUGACCAAAUUCCGAAGCAAGCUAUCAUUUCAAAUUCCACUUCAAAUCCAAACAUUAAUCUUGAUUCCCCUAAAUUAAGUCAAAAUAUUGAUCAAAACCAAAAAUUAAUUGAUAAUGAAAGUUCUUAUCCAAAUCCAAAUUCAAAUCCAAAAGAAACUUCAAAUAAUUAUCAAAAUCCUAAAAUUAGUUCUAAGAACAAUCCUAAUCCUAAUUACAGUGGAAAUCUUAAUCUCAGUCCGAAUCCAAAAUUAAAAUCUAGUUCAAAUCCAAAUGAAAGCAAGUAUCUAAACCCAGAUGAUGGUCGUAGAAAAAGUGAGGAUUUAAGAGAAAAUCCGAAGUUAAGUCCUCUUAGUAAAGCAAAAUCAAUCUCCGAUAGAAAACUCAAGGGUUUAAAAUCGUUCUUAACAGGUGGUAGAAGUAAGUCAUCAAAAGAGAAAAAUCAAUCUCUAGAGAAAAUUGAACCUUCAAAGUCCGAUAUUCCACAAGUUAAAACAACUCCUCCAAAGCCUACAGAACCAAUCAAGGAUGAAAAGAAAGAGGUUAAAGUCGAACCCGACGAGGGCGCAAGAGUUAUAGUAGACUAUUAUAGCAAUAUAGUCCAAGAGCUUGGUCAUUCUAAAUAUAAAACUCCAUUGUAUUUGAAUACAGAUGAACUGAAAAAACAAUCUGAAAGAGCUGAUAUAGAAGAGUCUGUAUUUAGACGUAAUAGCGAAAUCGAUGCAGAAGAAGAUUUACUUUUGCUACAACAUAAAACUAAACCACGUAUGUCGAUUGUUGAAAGAAUGCAAGCAAAACAUGUUCGUCCAGAGAAAAGUUCACACUGUAUUGAAAAUACAAUUGCUAUUUCAGCACCGCCUGUUCCUGAUACACCUGAAGUAGAGGCUCCCAGUAAACCAAACGAUAUGGAUUUACCAACACCUACAAGUUCAACUGGAAAGAAAAUUAUUAAAACUAAAAAGAUUAUAAAAAGAACUGCACGUUCAAAAUCACGUGAUCCUUCAAAAACCAGAGGAACUGGUACUAUAAUAUCGAAUGCUCCUCCUUCAAUAUUAAUAAAUGAAACUGAAUUAGAAAGACUUCACUCAUUACAUAAAAAUGCAAGUGGUAUUGAAAAUGAAGAAGAGGAAAAUUCUUUAUUAAAGCAUUAUAUGAAAUCUGAUGAAAAAGAAAAUGAGAAUAAAAAAGAAAUUGUUCAAUAUGAUGUAGAUGAUGUAAAUGCUGAAGCACAAGAUAAUGUUCAUUCAGCUAUUAGUUAUGUAACUGAUUUAGGUUUAUUUGUUUUCGCUUGUUGGGUAUAUUUAUUCAAAGAUGCCUAUAUGGUUUUACCAAUAUUAGCAUUGAUGGUAUAUAGAAGAAUCGGAGAAGCUAUUAGUAGAAAUUUACCAAGUUUUUUAAAAAAGAAACCAUGCUGAUAAUGUAUUAAAACAUUUGUUUUUCUUGUUUUUGUUUUUUUUUCUUAGUAAAUAAUAAAUUAAUGAGCGUCUCUACCUAAAUGAAUAUUUUACAUUGACUUGGUUAAUUUAGGACUACAAUUUUAAUUGUUGAAUAUAUUAAAUUGACAUUUGAUUAACAUUUAGGUGUUUACGCUAUGAUUUUGUUUUUAAUUCUAAAUAAUAAGAGAAAGAUUUAGAGAAGGAAUGAUGCAUUAAUUAUUGAAAUAAGACUCUAUUAUCAAAUUAUAAACAAAAUUGUAAAGUACAUACAUUAGUAUGAUGAACGGUAUGUACCCAUUAAUUUCAAAUAUCGACUCUAAUGUGAAAACUUUUAUUUUUAUUUGUACAAAAAAUUUUAAAUUUGACUAAAUAAAUACAUAAUUACUUUUUCUUACUUCUAAAAGAGUUAAAAAAUCUUUACAGUCUACUUAAUAAAUUGAAAAAAAAAAAGUUGUAAUUCGUAAUUUUAUAUUUAGAAUUGUCUAUUUAAUAAAAACCAAUAGUAUUAAUUUUCGAGAUUCUCUAUAAUUAAAUUAAAAUAAUAAUAAUAAGGCUAUGGCGAAAAUCAACAUUAUCAGUUAUAUUUUGUUAUAAAGAAAAAAAGAUAUUAAAAAUUUUAUUUUACCAAUUUGAAAUUUAUAUAAAUUUAAAUGUUAUAUAAAACAUUCAACAAUAAAAAGAAAAUUAUAAAAAUUACUGCAUUGAAUCAAAAUAAAACAUAAAAAAUUAUUAAAUACGAAACUGUAAUUCAUUUGGCUUAAUCCCAUUUCAAUGAAAUAAGAAAUGAGUUUGAAUAUUGCACAAAAAAAAACAAUUCAUUUUUAUUUCAUAAAGUAUGGAUUACAGGAUUUGCAGGGGUUUUAUUAUGUAAUUCGAUUUUUGUAAAAUGAAUUUGGUAUUUACAGAAAUGGAAUAAGUAGUACUAUAUAAUGGUGGUACCAUACCAUUUUUUCGAGCACGAAAAUCGUUUGACGAAAAUCGAAUUACAUAAUAAAACCCCUGCAAAUCCUGCAAAGGUCCCUGUUGAAAAAAAAGUAAAGAAAAAUAAAUAAUGAAAAUUAAAUAUUAAAAUCCCAAUUUAUUUAUUUUUUAUUUAGACUUAUUUCGAAUGUUAUUUAUUGAAUAUCAAAUAAUUUCUUAAUUGAAAUAUGUAGUUUUAUUUUCAUAUUAUAUAAUUUUAACCAUUAUAGAAUGCAAUAUGGUUGCAAACAAAAUAUUCUAUAAUCAUUCGAGACUUUAAAAUCGUAUUAAUCAUAUAUUGCUACAUAAUUCUGCAGUUGAAGUCUUUAAUCUAAACUAUAUUUAAAUCUAUUAUGAUUUUCCAAUUUUGAAGUUUUUCUGAUUCAACUACCUAGUGCAUGACAUCAAAAUUGCAGUGUUGCUAAUGUGUUGCUAAUGUGUAAUUUAUUAAAUUGAAUUGUUUACUCAUACGUCAAUUUAGAAGUCAAGGUACAUACUUCAAAAAAAAAUUUAAAUUAUAUUUGAUCUUCGAUAUUGUAACAUUCGAUAUAAAUCUAUUAUUAAUUUAAUUUGAAUUAAACGACUUGUAUAUUUUAAAAUAAUAUUUAUAUUGUAAAGUAAUUACAUAAUCUAUAAGGAAU
Molecule: messenger RNA, 6642 nt
Organism: Condylostylus longicornis
Lineage: Eukaryota; Metazoa; Arthropoda; Insecta; Diptera; Dolichopodidae
Gene: MnM
Product: titin homolog
Exons: 4
Coding region: 245-5020 (1591 amino acids)
Molecular function (GO): protein binding
Source: RefSeq, a predicted model, not a curated record